AUGAGCCGGAAGCGUGCCGCUCCGGAGGGCUCCCUCACCUUCUUUGUUGAGCUCAACACCGGCAAGGAGGAUCUCGUGGCUCGUACAGCUGAGAGUGUAUCCGACCCCAAAUCCCCCUCCUAUGGCAAGUACCUUUCCGCUGAGGAGCUCAGGGAACUGGUGGCUGCGCCGCAGGAGGUGGAGGACCACGUCACACAGUGGCUUCACGCGACAAGAAUUGCCCAUGACGAGCCUUUGGAGGUCGAAUCCUACGGAGAUGUCCUCCGGGUGAGCACCACGGUCCAGAACACCGAGCAGUUGUUCGACACUCAGCUUGCCCAUUUCACGCAUUCCGAGUCUCAGCGCUCGGCUGUCCUCAUCACCAGUUCUGCCACACUGCCGGUUGAUAUUAGCCAGUAUGUGCGGGGCGUCGUGGGUCUCGCGGAGGUGAUGACCAGCCACCACGUUACGCGAUGGGCAAACAAGAACCAGAAGGUCUUGCGGGCCUACUACAACGUGUCGUCAGACCUCUUUGCUUCCCCCGAAGUGUCUCAGGGCAUCAUUUCGUUCAACGACGCUUUCUCGCCUAAGGCCCUGCAGACCUUUUGUGAGGCGUUCGACCUCAAUGUUCCUGAGGUUAUUCAGGUCAAUGGCGUGGAUUCCAACGUCCCAGGCACAAGCGGUCGAGUGUUGGCUUACGGAGAGAGCGAUCUCGACGUCCAGUACAUCACGGCCAUGGCCCGCAAUGCCACCACUUACCACCACAACAACGACAACGCCGAGUUUGGAUUUUAUUGGUGGGCUCUCGAGGUUGCCGCGUCUCCCAACCCGGCCAUGGUAUACUCCAUGUCCUGGGGUAUGGACGAAACGUCUCUUCGGGGCAGGAAGGUUCACAGCAUCACCAGCAUGGAUGAUAAGUUGGCAAGAUUGGCCUUGCGGGGCAUUACCAUCCUCGCUUCUGCAGCCUUCGGGUGGCUGUUUUCGCGACCCACCGACCUCAACCCCGUCAGGGAGUUCCUCCGUAAACAGGAAGGUUGCAAUGCCACUGUUGAAUGGGACAACGCAGGCCAGCCGUGGCUCUACUCUGAGUGCGAGUGCUCUGAUUUCAAGUGGAUGGAUCUCGGAACAGCACGGUUCAGAGAUUGGACCCCCGCCACGGCUUCUUGGCCCAAGUUGACGGCUGCCUACCCCGCCUCCAGUGAGGAGAUCGUUGGCGCGUACGGACCAGACUCCAUUUCGUACUACACCACCGGCGGUGGUUUCUCGGCAAUCUUUCCGCGCCAGCCGUGGCAGGAGGGUUCCGUGUCCGCGUACCUCGCUAAUGACUCCAUUCAAUCUGAGCUGCCCCCUACAUCUGUCUACCGCGCCGAAGGUCGUGCAUUCCCCGACAUCAGCCUCGUAGGAGCGAAUUACUUGAUUGCUUAUGCCGGCCCAACCGGCAAAGAUGAGCCCUUGUUGGGGUUCCUCAACCCGAUUCUCUACCAAAUGGCCCGUGACCGGCCGGAAGCCUUCCACGACGUGGUCACUGGCAGCAACAAGGGCACUACCGGCUAUACUUGCCAGUAUGGAUGGCCGGCGGCCUCAGGCUGGGAUGCCGCGAGUGGCCUGGGUACCCCCAACUUCGGCAUCAUGGCGGACUACCUCCUCAACUUCGACGCUUGCUAA
Molecule: messenger RNA, 1644 nt
Organism: Acanthamoeba castellanii str. Neff
Lineage: Eukaryota; Discosea; Longamoebia; Acanthamoebidae
Product: Prokumamolisin, activation domain containing protein
Exons: 17
Coding region: 1-1644 (547 amino acids)
Biological process (GO): proteolysis
Molecular function (GO): serine-type endopeptidase activity; tripeptidyl-peptidase activity
Source: RefSeq, a predicted model, not a curated record